Messenger RNA from Sphaeroforma arctica JP610, 279 nucleotides. RefSeq lists its product as hypothetical. The transcript has a single exon. The record is from RefSeq and is a predicted model, not a curated record. The annotation marks the transcript as partial. Lineage: Eukaryota; Ichthyosporea; Ichthyophonida.
GUAUCCGCCGAGGUGGACAUGCCCCCACAGCUGUACUGGGAGCUUCGCAACACACCCGAGUUUCUGGAGGUGGAGUGUGUGGUCCUAAACUUCAAGAGCAAGGAGUGUGUCGAUCUCGUACGCAACGACAACGGUACACUCAAGUCAUACAGGUUGCUGGUACAGCCCAGUUUACCGCCUCUCCCCCAGAUCCUCCUGAAGCAGCUCAGCGAUUCCGAGGGAGAUGUAAGUGUGGGGGCUUGCGGGGGCUAUAGAGUGAGUGGUAGCACUUGUAGGUAG